This is a messenger RNA of Nothoprocta perdicaria, 3227 nucleotides long. It is a transcript of the gene DACT1, whose product is annotated as dishevelled binding antagonist of beta catenin 1. Gene Ontology annotation, cellular component: cytoplasm. Gene Ontology annotation, biological process: regulation of Wnt signaling pathway, planar cell polarity pathway; negative regulation of canonical Wnt signaling pathway; negative regulation of JNK cascade. The record is from RefSeq and is a predicted model, not a curated record. The coding region runs from base 1 to 2454 and encodes 817 amino acids. The transcript is spliced from 4 exons. NCBI's taxonomy places the organism in Eukaryota, Metazoa, Chordata, Aves, Tinamiformes, Tinamidae.
AUGAAGGCGAGCGCGGCGGCGGGAGCCGUCCCGGCGGCGGGGCCGGGGCCGGGGCCCGGGCCGCCCGAUGCGCCCCGGCGGGACAAGGGCGAAGCGGAGGCGGAGCGGCUGCGCACCCGCGAGCGCCUCGAGGCCACGCUGGCCGGCCUGGGCGAGCUGGACUAUCUGCGGCAGCGGCAGGAGCUGCUCGUGCGGAGCCUCCUGCUGCGGCGGCCGCCGGGCGCCCGCGGGGAGCCCUCGGGCGAGGCGCCGCCGCGGAGCCUCGAGGAGAAGUUCCUGGAGGAGAACAUCCUCCUCCUGCGCAGGCAGCUGAACUGCUUGAGRAGGAGGGAUGCUGGCCUAUUGAAUCAGCUACAAGAGCUGGAUAAGCAAAUAAGUGACCUCCGGCUGGACGUGGAAAAAACGACGGAUGAGCACCUUGAGACAGACAGUCGUCCAAGUUCAGGGUUUUAUGAGCUGAGUGAUGGAGCUUCUGGAUCGCUCUCCAAUUCGUCUAACUCAGUCUUCAGUGAGUGUUUAUCCAGUUGCCAUUCUAGCACUUGCUUUUGCAGCCCUUUGGAGGCAACACUGACUAUCUCAGAUGGACGCCCUAAAUCUGCAGAUCUCAUAGGCUGGAUGGAUUAUAAUAAGGAAGGCCAACAUGAGGACCAGACUGCAGGCUCUGUCUGUUGCUCUUUGUCCACACCGCACUCAAAUUCCCUCGAUGUCGUUGCAGAUGUACAUCCAAAAUACCAGUGUGAUCUGGUGUCUAAAAACGGGAAUGACGUCUACCGGUACCCCAGCCCACUCCAUGCGGUAGCUGUGCAGAGCCCCAUGUUUCUUCUCCCGGUGACUGAAAACCCCCAGCGCGAAGAGGAGAKACUUGGCUGUGAUAUUAGUGACGCUUGCGUCGGAUCGGAAUCGGACUCAGGAAAAGUAGCCAAUACCUUUCUCCCACAGAGCUCCUGGCCCGCACCGGGCCCUUCCUCCAGCAAGAGGAUAGAUGGUUACAUCUUAAGCCUGGUUCAGAAAAAGACCCAUUCUGUAAGGACUAAUAAACCAAGGACAAGUCUCAAUGCUGACCCCACCAAAGGGAUUUUGAGGCAUGGAAGCAUGUGUGUGAGGCAGCCCRCUGCGGUGGUUUCACACACCAGCAUUGUGAACCUGAAGAAUUCGAAGCAAACGUGCUUGCAUUCCGGUGGAACAGCUGCCGCGGACAACGCGGUGUUCUCCCCGGUAAAGCAGAGGCCGAAGGAAUCAAGUGGCGAGCAGCUGGAGAGUAGGAAGAUGCCUUUGCCGGUGGCUUUCCCACCCAGCACAGGGAGCGAACUUCCAAGCAAGCGGGGYGUCAAACCGGUGCCUCCAGAGCUAAGUCAGAACAUGGCAGCUCCAGGGGGGGACAUGCCCAAGGAAAAUGGCCAGCUCUUUGCCACGGCUCCUAAAGAGAGCCCGGGCAAGCCAGUGGUGUUGCAGCCGGAGAAUAAAGUCAGUCAGCCUCCCAAAAAAGUCCUGCUGAAGAGCAGCAUGCAGGUGGCUCACUCCACAUCUGCUCCUCCUGUUGAGGAGAGGCCUUCCCUGGAUUUCAAAAGCGAGGGCUCUUCCUCACAGAGCCUGGAUGAUGGGUUACUGGUGAACGCCCAAUACAUACCGGCCCAGCAGCAGAGCAUUAAGCUCCACAAAGGCACCAAAAACGUCAAAAUUUUGAAAAGCUCUACCAUGAAACACAGGCCCCACCUCAUCAACGGGCUGGAAAAUGGCUCUCAGACCUUGAGGGAGAAAAACAAAUCGGUCAGCAAGAAAUGUCGCUUUCCUGAUGAAUUGGAUACAAAUAAGAAACUGAAAAAGCCCUCUUCAAGGGGGAAGAGAGGCAGCGGUUUGCCAUCAGAGUCCAGCCUCCAAAGCAGGCCGUCCGGCCUACAUAAAUCCGUAAUCCGGUCGCAUGGACAUGGCCGAGAGGUCGUGGUGGCCAAACCUAAGCACAAGCGGGCCGACUAUCGCCGGUGGAAGUCGUCGGCGGAGAUCUCCUAUGAGGAGGCCCUGCGGAGGGCCAGGAGGAACCGCAGAGAAGCUGUGGGAGUCUACUCGCAAGUGCCCCUGCCUUACGUGAGCCCGUACGCCUACGUAGCGAGCGACUCGGAGUACUCAGCCGAGUGCGAGUCCUUGUUCCACUCCACCGUGGUGGACACGAGCGAGGAUGAGCAGAGCAAUUACACCACGAACUGCUUUGGAGACAGCGAGUCUAGCCUGAGCGAGGUGGAAUUUGUAGGGGAGAGCACUACCACCAGCGACUCGGAUGAGAGCGGGGGUCUCAUUUGGUCUCAGUUUGUGCAGACUCUCCCCAUCCAAACGGUCACAGCUCCAGAGCUGCAUGAAAAUGCAGCAAAGGCCUUUGUGAAAAUCAAAGCCUCCCAUAACCUCAAGAAGAAAAUCCUUCGCUUUCGGUCGGGCUCUCUGAAGCUGAUGACAACGGUCUAGUGAAGUGACUUGGCGGAAUGUAUCUGUUUCUGCUUUUGGAAGCAAGGUGCUUUUGUGUACAUAUUUUCACAGAUUUUUUUUUUUUAAUAUCUAUACAAAUAUUUAAAACUUAAGAUAAAUUAUGUCACUUGUCUUCAGAACUUGGGUGGAUACUAGUGCCUUUUAAGUGGAAAUAAAAGACAAUUAUACUAGUUUUUAAAAAAAUAACACUGCCAUUUCAGUGGUGAACAGCCUCCAAUGCAUAGUAUCAGAGGGCUUUGAAGAAAAGGUUAAUGUUCCCAAGAGUUAAUAUUCCUAGGUUUUCAGUGCUGGGUCUUUUGCAGGAUAUCAAYGAUGUGUGGUCAUAAGUUUUUAGGGAAAAAGAGGGAGAGAGUGUGGGUGGUCUUAAUGUUUUUGCUUGUUCCUUUCUGCUGCUCCUGUUGCCACAUCUUGAAUUUGUUUCACCUGACAGUCUGGCCUGUUUUUUCAUUUGCUGAUUCUCUUCUUGAAUCUCGUCCUCAUCCACCCUCAACCUUCUCCCAUAAGGAAAAGGCUCCUGUUCAAUCUAUCUCUAAGGUUAAAUUGCCUUCUCUGGAGUGCACUCUGCUCCUGUUUCCUGGGAGUCCCAGUAUGGACUGUGGUGUAGAUCAGAAUAAACUGUUGGAGCAGCUGACCAAGGCUUAGUAACUUCAGUAUAUUGUGUAAAAUUGCUUUAAAAAACAAAAAAAAAAGUGCAUGUCAUGUGCAUGAGUAUCAGUAGUUUUAAUAUUCCUGUUGAUGUCCAAUUUACUGUA